AUGCAUUUCAUCCUGAUCCUCCUUUUGUGUGGCUGUCCAUGGAUUUCUACAGUGAAAGCGGAAUGCAAUGGUGGAAUUGACCUGUGCAAUCGAUCCUACAGCAAUAUCACACACCUGAUUACACAUGAUUCCUACGCACUGACACCUAAUAUUGCUGCAACACAAGAUUACAACAUCAUCAAUCAACUGAAUGAUGGUGUUCGGGGAAUUAAGCUCUCUGCUGUACCCUCGAUUGGCAACCCAGAGGCAAUUCACCUUUGCCAUACAUUCUGCACUGUGUUGGACGCAGGGCUGGUAUCCGAUACAUUAAAUAGCAUUUCUCAAUGGCUCAAGGAAAACCCAAAAGAAGUUGUAACAAUCAUGUGGAAUAAUCUUUACAAUUUCAGGGCAACCCAGUUAGCAGCCGCCUAUGAAGCGAGUGACAUUAUGCCCUUCAUCUACUUGCACAACAACACUGCGUGGCCCACGCUGCAAGAGAUGAUUGACACCGACAAACGAUUAGUCAAUUUUGUGGAUGCUGAAGCGGAUACUGCUCAAGUGCCCUGGUUGAUGGAUCAAUUCUCACAUGUCUUUGAGACGCCUUACGACAAUGUCGAUGCGGAUUCGUUUAAUUGCAACGUCGAUAGAAUUACAAAGGACGUUGAACCCCAUAACAUGAUGUAUGUCAUGAAUCAUUUCAUCUACAGUGUCAUUGAAAUGGGAGCUCUCAAGAUUGAAAUACCAUUCAAGGAAAAGGCUGCAUCAACAAAUGCAAAAGAAUCCAUCGGCAAACAUGCCUCGAACUGUACCUCUGUCUUUCAAAAAAAGCCAAGUUUUGUAGAGGUUGAUUUUUAUACCAUAGGUGAUGCCCUUUCCGUGGUCUCUGAUUUAAAUGGCGUACCACCUACUCCCUUGAUCCGUAAACAGCCACUUCCACUGGUGGAUGGUAACAACACACUGGCAAUUAAGAAAAGCAACUUGUCACCAACAGAUCAUGUCCUUAUUGACAACGUUUCCUCUAAAGGCGAAAAGCUGGUGCUUAGUCAUCAUUGGUGCCAUCUGACAUUGCUUAUUGCCAUGUACUUGAUUAGAUUUUAA
Mucor velutinosus is the source of this 1077-nucleotide messenger RNA. RefSeq lists its product as uncharacterized. The transcript has 2 exons. Bases 1 to 1077 code for a protein of 358 amino acids. Gene Ontology annotation, biological process: lipid metabolic process. NCBI's taxonomy places the organism in Eukaryota, Fungi, Mucoromycota, Mucoromycetes, Mucorales, Mucoraceae. The record is from RefSeq and is a predicted model, not a curated record. Gene Ontology annotation, molecular function: phosphoric diester hydrolase activity.